AUGAAUUCGAAUUCAAAAUCUUUAUCUAACUCGAUAAAGAGGGAUCUCUAUCAAUAGGCAUGUAAAUUGAAGGAGAACUCUAUAGAUAGUGAAGCUGAAUCCUAACUAAAUGAAUUAAUAGACUCUUUAAAAACAUCUGAAAUAAUUGAAUAUGUUGAACAAUAAAGGGAAUGGUUACAAAAACUAUUUUAAGCCUGGAGAUUACAAACUGCAAAGACUUAUAAUGUAUAUCAAGUAGCAAGUUUUGUAGAAACAAAAAGAAUUAAAUGGUUGAAAAUGCUCUUUAAGGAAUGGCAUGCAUAUAUUGAUUAGAUUCAAAUAAGAUAAGUUUUACUAUUUAGAUUCUAGACCAAAAGAGAGAAAAGACUUAAAAGUACAUUAAUGAAAGCUUGGAGUUAAGUUGUUUUAAAUUUACAACAGAAAUAAAUAAAUAAAUAUGAUGCUUAAUAAUUAUAUAUAAAGAACACAAAAAAAAGAUAUUAUAAAUAUUGGUGUAAGUAUAUUAAUAGAACAUAAAAUGAUGUAAUAGCUUAUCAAGAAUUGAUUCAUUAAUAAUAAAUGAAAUUAUAUUUAAAAUACUUUAAUAUUAUGAAAUCCAAAUUGCAUUAAACAGAAAAAUAUUUAGAAUAAUAUGCAAUAAACAAAUAAAAAUUAAGACUUUAGAAUAUUUUUUAAUUUUGGUUCUAAUAUGUAUAAUAUCAAAUCAAUUAAAGAAAAGAAAUUAAAGAGUUUAUCAAAAAGCGAAAUCUUUCACUUAUUUAUGAAUUAUUUUCUUUUUUAAAAAUAUAAACUGAGAAGCAUAUGAUUUAUAGAAGAUAAAAAAAAUUGGCUUAUUUGGGGAGAUGGAAAAUGCUUAUGCAAAAAUCUUUUUAUAUUUUAUUAAAAUAUAAGGGAUAAUAAUAAAAUAAACGAUAUUUACAAAAAAUUAGAAAAGAUAAUCUAUUGAAAUUAACAAUAUUCACAUUAAAGGAUACUAAAAAUUUAGUUUAAAAAUAUAAAGAUAUAGAAAAUAGUCUUAGUUAAAAGAAAAUGAAAUAACUAUUCUACUAUUUAUAAAAUUAUACAUAAAAGCAUAAAUAUAAAAGAUACUCAUUAGAAUUUGCAGAAUUAUUUAGACGUAAAUCAUUAUAAAAAUAAUUGUUUUCACAAUUAAAAUUAUAUUAUAAUUAUAGAAUAAAAAAAAGAGAUAUGAAUGAGAAAAUGAUGCAAGUACAUUUGGUUAAAUUUUGUAAAAGAAUUUUGUAGAAAUGGAAGGAACAUAACAAAUAAACUCAUCAUAAAAAGCUUAUUUAAUAAUAAAUAGAAUUCAGUAACUAAUAUAGAAUAAAAAAAUAAAUAUUCAAAAUUAUGUCUAAAAAACAAUGA
This is a messenger RNA of Paramecium pentaurelia, 1365 nucleotides long. Lineage: Eukaryota; Ciliophora; Oligohymenophorea; Peniculida; Parameciidae. The record is from the annotation of a GenBank genome assembly.